Plodia interpunctella (Indianmeal moth) is the source of this 4923-nucleotide messenger RNA. RefSeq lists its product as uncharacterized. Lineage: Eukaryota; Metazoa; Arthropoda; Insecta; Lepidoptera; Pyralidae. The record is from RefSeq and is a predicted model, not a curated record. Bases 114 to 458 code for a protein of 114 amino acids. The transcript has 5 exons.
GCGAAAUCCGCCGAGCUGUGUACACGACUGUACCGUUAGUCAAUUUACGUAGUAACUUUUGUGUGUGGUCAUACUUUCGUGUUGUGAUUGAAAUUUUAUGCAGAUCAUAGAUAAUGUCAAGCCCCAAGCUCUUGUCCGUGUGUCUGUUCCUGUCGGUGGUAGCAAUGAGCUCCAGUAUAAGAUGUUGGCAAUGUGGCCAGUACAGUGACGGUGUCGGCUCCAUCACGCCCUGCAAUAACCGCACCGCGGCCAAACUAGAGGAGUGCCCUAAAAACGCUAAAUAUUGCAUUAAAUACGUGAGUGAAUUGACAGUUGUUCGAGACUGCGUACCCACAUGCAGCGAAAAAGAAUGGUGGGGAGCGCGCACAUUUUGCUGCAACACAGACGAAUGCAACGCCGCGUUCACACGGAGCCCAGCCGUGGUCCUCAUUGCGACGCUAGCCUUCCUCGCGCGCUGACCGCUCGUGUAGACCAGCCUUUAGUUCUGCAGAUUAUAAGAAGUGAAGUUAGUGAGAAUAUCAAGGUUUUCAAGAUUUAGUGAAGAUUUUAGUAAAAAAUAUAUUUCAUUAAAAUGAAAAAAAUAUUGAAAUUCAAAACUAUGGAAAACAAUUCCUUCGACAGUAAAUUACAUUUAAUUUUAACAUUAUAUAAAUAACGUAUAUUUUUUUUCAAUGUAACAUUAAAAUAAUAUUCAACGUAGGUAUUGGUAAUUGGUUACUUAUAUUAAUAAUAUUUUUUCUCAAAAUGGUUUAAACUAAAAUCGUAAUAUAACCUUUAAACAGCCAUUUGUUAACAUUUAAGUAAAGACACACUACGAGUGUAAUCGAAAUGAGGUACUUUUAAAAAAAGGUAAAUAGUCAGUAGUUUUUACCGUGUUUACCUAUUAUUUAAUUUAUUGUUUUAUUAUUCAUAUGUUAUAUAUCUUAUAAUAUAUUAUUACGACUGACGACCUCGGUGGCGCAUUGGUAAAAUGCUUGCCUCUGAACCGAGAGAUCCCGAGUUCGUUCCCCGGUCGGAUCAUGAUGGAAAAUGAUAUUUUUCUGAUUGGCCCGUUUCUUGGAUGUUUAUCUAUAUAUGUAUUUGUUAUAAAAUAUAGUAUCGUUGAGUUAGUAUCCCAUGACACAAGUCUAGAACUUACUUUGGGGCUAGCUCAAUCUGUGUGAUUUGUCCUAAUAUAUUUUUGUUUAUUUAUUUAUUUAUUAUUGUAGUUUCAUAUAACUUCUUACAUUAGGGGCAUUUCCUUUAACUAAUUUAUUAUUUUUGUGAUCUCAACGUUUGAUGCACUGAACUUUGCUUCCAGAUUAUAGAAGUACAUAAAAGCAAUUUGAAUACUAAUAAUGUUAUUAAAGGAAAUGCUAUGAAUUAUUCCGUACUUAUAUGGUUAAAAAAAUAAUUACGUAAAUUUACAAAGCUAAUGUCAAAAAAUGUAAAAAAUAUGUCAAAUGGAAAUUCCUAAUUUGAAUUGUUUUUAACUAAUUUUAAACAGUCGCGAUUUAUCAUUAAUUACUAUUAUUAUUAUUAAUAUUAAUAAUAGUAAUUAAUAAUAAAUCGCGACGGUUUAAAAUAUUAAUUUUAUUAUUAUUAGUAUUAAACGCGCACGUACCUUUUAUAGUUCGGUAGUUUCGGAUCGUCUCCAAUACAAAAAGACAAGAAGGAUUUCUACAACAAAAAAAAUAUUCAACAUUGGUGCGUUUGACAACCCCGAGUGUUGCAGAGGUCCAUGGGUUACGGUGACCACUUACCAUCAGGCACUGCAUGCCUGUUUGCUUUUAAUUAUAAAUUAUUUAAGUUAAUAUUUUACCCUUCGAUCUUGGAGAUAAUAAAAACAAUUGAUCAUCAUCAUGAUAUCGAGUGUGUUAUCGCUAACACUGCUGUCAGAUUUUAUUCAAGUCGCCUAAAGGCAUCUGACAUGACUUUUACCGCCAUCUAACAUCAUUGAACAACAUUAGGAUCACAAUGGAGUAAAUAAUCAUAAUUGUUUACCAAAUUUUAGUAUUCAAACUGCAACUUAUCUAGAUAUAGAAUAUUUACAUGUAAAUAAAAAUCACAAUAUUACGCUUUAUUAUCACGGUCAAAUUCUUUUAGUGUAGUCUUAAGAUUUAUAGAUAUAUAGUUAAAAUCAUUUCUUACGUAAAUCAUAGAUUAUUAUACCUUUUCUAUCAACUUUACUUUGUUGCUUAAUUUAAAUUUUUUUGACGGUAAAUUAGAAAUUGACACUAAUAAUUAAUAAAAUAUUAAAUGUUAAUAAAAUAAAUUUGGCUCAUUUUGUUCAAGUUUUGCCAGGAGUCUGCGUUUUAAUAGCUUAAAAAUUCUUUAAAAACUCAAUGCUUGCCUAUUAAUUAAUUGUGGACAAAUCAUAAAUUACUUAAUACAUUUGUUAUUCUUAAUUUUUCCACAAAUAAGUAUAUAAAAAACAGAAGAAUGUCUUACAAUAAAAAAAAUAUUUAGCCUUAAAAAGUUCGCAACUGUCAACUGUCAUCAAAUUUAAAAAGCAAAUGUUCUGACGCACACAGCGCGGUUGAAAUUUGGAAUUAAAAUUGUUUUGUGGUUUAAAAGUUAAUUGUUGUGGAGUAAUUUUUAGGACCGGACUCGACCGAAGCUAUGACAUGGGGAUCUAAGUUUUGAGCAACUAAAAUUAUUAUUAUUUAAUUUGUGAAUUAUAUUGUUUGUUCAAAAUCGAGUCAGAGCCUCAGGGUCAUAUUAUUUAAUUAAUUUUUAAAUGUUAUUUGUAUUGAGUAGGUCCUUUUCAUUAUUCAAAAUACUUUUUUAUAUCAUUCCCAUCAAUUAGUAGUAAGCAAUUAUAUAUAAGCAUAGAUAUAGUUUCAGAAAAAUAUGUUAUGUUUAAAUGGUUUUGUUACACGUGUCACACAUGCUUUUCAACUAAAAACAGAGAUAUAAAAAUUCUGGAAUCCAGCGGGAAUCGAACUCACGCCCCUACCUAACCUAACACAUUAUUCUUAAAAUAUGUUAUAUGGAGAAGAUAUUAAAAACAUCAAGGUUUAUAUACAAAAAUGAGGAAUGUUACAGGUAAAGUUAGCUAUGAUAUAUAACUAAAAAUAAGUUCCUCAUAAAAGCCUCUUGAGAAAAAUUACCUUGUAAACCACUGAGCAGUGGAUUAUGUUUAUCUUCUAAGACAGCAAUUCUGUUGAAUUAUUUCCGUAUCUUACGCGUUUAAGAUUUGUAAGUACUUUUUCUUUGCCGGGAAAUAUAAAAUAAUGGAUUCUUUGUGGUUAGCACGAGUUUUUACUAUACUAUAAGGUGAGAUAUAUAUGUUUGUGUAUACUUUCAUCAUCAGCCUACCCUUAUCCCACUCUAUGUGUGGUCGGUACAGCAUGUCAGUCUCCUCCACUUCUCCCUGUCUGAUGUUAACCGAUCUGUUACUUCCUUUUUAGCCAUGUCCUGCCUAACGCACUCAAUCCACCUCUUCUUCGGCCUGCCCCCUACUUCGUAUACUCCUGGUGAUGCAGCUUAGUUUUGUUACGAAACAUUGUAUUGAACGAAAAAGAGGUAACGUUCACAUUUAAACGAAGUAACACUUUGGAUAUUUUUGUUCAUUUUGCACACUUCUGUGCAAUUUUGUAAGCUAAUUUGUGACAUAUACAUAAAUAUCAUAAUUAUAUUUUUCUGAAACAAUGAUUAAAGUACUACUAAAAGUUACGCUUUAUAAUUUUAUCACGUAUAAACAUUAAAAGCUGAAAUAUUCUAAAUUACAAUAAAUUUAUAUUAUAAUAAGUACAUAUAUUAUUGUAAUUAGACACAUAAGUAUAGAAAGCAAGGUAAUUAUUGAAAUACCCCGAAAACAUUAUCAUAAUUUAAAUUUGUAAUUUUUUUUUAAUUAAUAAAUUAAUUAUUUUGUUAAUCAUACCAUCUUGCCUUACCCUAUCUAACUUAGGCGGGCGCAAAAUGUCAAGUUUUUAUUUCACAAUUAAAUUGAUUUACCUCAAAAAUUCGGCUUGUUCUAUAUCCAUCCGGUAUUCCGUAUUGAUGUUUAUAUAAUUUUAAUAUGUUUGUAAUAACUGGAAAAGAUCCUUUCAUGGGAUAAGUCCGCCGUUGCCUUUAAGUUACUAUUAAAUAUCUGUAUGGUUUUGUUUUCGUAUUUUAUUAUGGGUAAUAAAGAAAACAAAUAAACUUUAUUAUACGAAUGUUUGACAUUUAAUAUGUUUGUUAUGUAUGUAGAUCGCCGUUUUUGACAAUUUUGAGUAUUUUUCAAAGAACACCGUCAGUUUUAUAGCAAAUUCAGCUAAUUUUGCUACAGAUUAUCUAUGUUAUCUAAAUGCAUAGUUACUGAAACGAUGUAAUAUUUAAAGUAUUGAAUUUGCAUCAAUCAUUUAAGACCAUAUGUGCAGUGUACAUUCCUAAGAAAAUAAGUUUCAGUAAAUUAAAUGGCUUAGUUUUCCUAAUAAAGUUUAAAAAAUUUUGUUCACAGUGAUUGGAGCGAUUUAAAAAUUAAGAGGUUCCAUUCAUUUAAUAUCUCCAUUUAUUCUUCAAAUAAAUAAAACGUAUUUUAGAAGUUCAAAAGCGAACCGAGCGACAUUUGAAAUGUAUGCGAAACUGCACAUAUCCCAUUACUUGGUGGAGUCAUAGGUGAGCGACGGACUGGUGCACGAAGCGAUGCGAUACUGUGUAUUUAUGAGUGACCACGGUGAAAAUGUAGACCAUAAAUAAAUACCAAUUUGAAUAAUUUUGUCACUAGUGUCCGAUCUGGAUAUACGAAAAACGCGUUUCGAGCUUAUUUGAAUCUUACACAGCAUAUGCGAUACGUCAGGUGUGUUCAAAUAAGUACGUUCAGUACCGCGUCGCACUUCUAUGUUGCAUUUGUCGCUCAUCUAGGACGCCGGGAUGACAAAUACAACGCAAGCAAUAUUUACGUUUCCAGCGCUGUUUUCAAUCUGUUCCUAGUUAAAUAAAGACCAAUUUAUCACG